Messenger RNA from Spizellomyces punctatus DAOM BR117, 1285 nucleotides. RefSeq names its product glutathione peroxidase. Lineage: Eukaryota; Fungi; Chytridiomycota; Chytridiomycetes; Spizellomycetales; Spizellomycetaceae. Bases 291 to 1121 code for a protein of 276 amino acids. The record is from RefSeq and is a predicted model, not a curated record. The transcript has 6 exons.
CUCUAAUCAAAGGUGUUUGGAUACGGAAGCGUUUGAAAACCUUUGGUUCUUGAAUGCUGCAUAUUCGCAAUCGUUGGAUUUUGCACACCGGCAGCUGAUGAUCUUUUUCUCCCCCUCGUCGUCAUUGGUGCUCUGGUGAUGUCCACCAUGUCGACAUUGAGGGCUGGGAAGGGCAAAUUGCAACAGAAGGGUAUUUCAAAUCAACCAUUCCGUUACGCACGCGAUAUAUUGCAUCGCGUUUUUUGUGCAUAAAAAGCCCGGGUUUGUCCUUUUGCCCCCCCUCCAAUCCUAUGCGGGCUGUCGUAUCUGGCAAAUUUCACACAUCAUUGCUUCGGCAUCUACACAAAUCAGUCAACUUUAGCACAAGACUCACCAGCACCAGCGUCAUGGCCGAAAAACCUACCAUCACCUUUUACACAGUCGGAACUCCAAACGGACAGAAAGUCAGCAUAGCCCUGGAGGAGCUGAAGCUUCCCUACGAGACAUACAAGAUUAAUUUUCAAAAGUCUGAGCAGAAAGAAGAAUGGUUCUUGAAAAUCAACCCCAACGGUCGGAUCCCUGCCAUUGUAGACAACAAGAGGGGAGGAUUCCCAGUAUUUGAAAGCGGAGCCAUCUUGUUGUACCUUGCAGAACAUUAUGAUCCCGAACAUCUCUUGCUUCCUGAAGAUGCCAACAAACGCAGUGAAGCCAUACAGUGGUUGAUGUGGCAGAUGGGUGGAUUGGGACCGAUGCAAGGUCAAGCCAAUCACUUCUUCCGUUACGCUCCGGAGAAGAUCGAAUACGGUAUCAAACGGUACCAGGAUGAAACUCGAAGGUUAUAUUCCGUAUUGGAACGACAGCUUGCAGAUGGUCGUCCUUACAUUAUUGGGGAUUACUCCUUGGCUGAUGUCGCCUCCUUUGGAUGGGUGGCGGCCCAUAACUGGGCUGGAGUAUCCCUGGAUGAGUUUCCGAAUGUUGACAAAUGGUUGCACCGAGUGGCUGAACGUCCAGCUGUGAGACGGGGCAUGGACGUCCCUGACAAGAAUACCUUAAUCGACCGUGAUUUUGCAGUGGAUCCCAAUGCAGAACAGAAGGCUCGCGACAGUGCGAAGUGGAUCUUCAAGAAAGAUGACAAGUUGUAGAACCUGGAGGCUGUGUGUACAUAUUUGGGGAAAUUUGGCCAUUGCAUGAUCAAUUGAUCUUUGCUCUGCGACUCCUCAACGAUUAACGGGACCAUCUCUGGGAUGAUCGAUAUUGAAACAUUUACAUUUACUAUUAAUUUCAAUCUUCAUCCUUUGCUGCCCGC